UUUUUUUUGUAUAUUCGUUUAUACGACAUGGUUAAGAACGAUGAAUACUCAGAAAAAGAACAAUAUAACGAAGAAACGAUAUAUAAAGUAUAUCCUAUAAGGUUUUACGGUCUAACUCUUAUAUGUCUUUUGAAUAUUGUCUCCUCUAUUAAUUGGCUUUGUGUAGCUCCUGUUCCCGAUUACGCGAAUACCUUUUUUUCCAACAUUGGUCUCACUACCAUUAACUGGUUUUCCAACUGUUUCCUUUUAAUCUAUAUUGUGGCUGGUCCUAUAUCAAGUUAUGUAUACUAUCGGCAUAGUAUCAAAACUGGGUUACUAGUUGGAUGUAUUCUUCAAAUUAUUGGUGCUUGGCUUCGAUAUUUUUCUACCUUUAUAAAUACUACUGGUGGACGUAUUGGUUUGGCAAUGUUAGGACAGAUAUUUUGUGGAUUUGGUCAACCAUUUAUUCUCAACGCUUCAACUCCAUAUGCAAGUCUUUGGUUUAGCUCAAAAGAACGAAGCACAGCUAGUAUGGCUGGUGGAUUAGCCAAUACCGUGGGUAUGGCCAUUGCUGAUUUAAUUGUCCCUUCCAUCGUGCCUGAUGCAUCCAGUAUUCAACUCAAUUUUCUCAUUAUAGCCUGUAUUACUACCGGAUUUGGAAUCCCUACUGUUUUCAUCCCACAUCAACCAAAAACCCCACCUUCUUUCAGUGCAUCUACACAUCACGAACGACGACAAGGUUUAUUCAAGACCUUAUGGGCUCUGGCAACGAAUUAUAACUUUUUAAUCAUUUUCUUUGUGUUUGGUGUUCUUUGUGGUUUGGCUUCUACUGUGACUUCCAUGCUACCUCAAAUUGUUGAACCUUAUGGUGUAUCUUAUGAUAAUGCUGGUUAUCUUGGUGUGGCUUUUAUUGUCGCUGGUAUUAUAGGUGCUAUAGGCACUGGUCUCUUUAUUGAUCGAACAAAAUUACAUAAAUGGGUACUUCGUCUCUAUGUACCAAUUGUUGGUUUUUUAUAUUUGGCUCUGUUAAUGGUUGUGAAAAAAGAUAAUUACAAUGUGAUUAUUGCUAUUUGUGCUAUCCUUGGUUUCUUUAUGUUUUCACUUCUUCCUGUGGCUUUAGAACUUAGUGUUGAAUCCUCCUAUCCUAUCUCAGAAACCAUUUCAAGUUCUUCUUUAUGGAUGUGUUCCCAAAUACUUGGAUUGAUCUUUUUGAUAGCAUUCAAUGAUUUACGUGACGAUAAUGCGGAUCCUCCUGGUAAUCUCCGUCGUGGAUUGAUCCUUGCGACAUGUGUGGCCAUGCCUAUGAUGAUAUUCACCUCCCUUUACAAUAGUCCUAACAAACGAAUGGAUAUAGAAAAGGAACAAGAAAUCAUUGAAGGAUAGAUUAUUUGAUUAUUUAUUCCCUCCUUAUUAUCUCUAUUUAUUUGAAUUAGUCUUCCUCUCUAUUUUAUUACUCUAACUAAUAAAUAAUUGUAUUUUUAUGAAUGAUGAUGAUUCC
This is a messenger RNA of Halteromyces radiatus, 1477 nucleotides long. RefSeq names its product major facilitator superfamily domain-containing protein. The coding region runs from base 28 to 1362 and encodes 444 amino acids. The record is from RefSeq and is a predicted model, not a curated record. The transcript is spliced from 8 exons. Gene Ontology annotation, biological process: transmembrane transport. Gene Ontology annotation, cellular component: membrane. NCBI's taxonomy places the organism in Eukaryota, Fungi, Mucoromycota, Mucoromycetes, Mucorales, Cunninghamellaceae. Gene Ontology annotation, molecular function: transmembrane transporter activity.